AUUGAAUCACAUUUCUUUGAUGUGAUCAUACAAAGCUGUCGUCAUAGUGAACUUAUAGUAAACAUUUGAUUGUCAACAUUCUAGGGUUCAAAUGUCUGACGAUGAAGCCGAAGAAAUCGAAGAGGAGGAGGGCGUUUAUUUAGGGGAAUACGAAGGAGGUCGAAAUGAACGUGAUGAACGACAUGGUUACGGUAAAGCCAUACUUCCAAAUGGAGACACAUAUGAAGGGAUGUAUGAGAACGGGAAGAGAAGUGGAGCUGGAGUGUAUAGAUUCAAAAAUGGUGCACGGUAUGAUGGAAAUUAUGAGGAUAACAAAAGACAAGGGAGAGGAACAUUCUAUUACCCUGACGGUUCCAUUUAUGAAGGGGGCUGGAGUGAGGGAUUACGGUAUGGUAAAGGAAAAUAUACUUAUAUUAAUGGCGAUACAUAUGAAGGAGAAUGGAGAGAUCAUUUAAGACAUGGCAGAGGUACAUAUACGUUCGCUUCGACUAAACUACAGUAUGUCGGAAACUGGAAAGCUGGAAAGAUGAACGGUCAUGGAGAACUAGUUCAUCCUCAUCACCGCUUUAUUGGAUUUUGGAAAGAUGGAAUGGUUGUUGGUAAAGGAAGAUAUAUUUUUCAAAAUUCAAGUUGUCAGCAAACAGGCGAAUAUUUAGCUACCCCAGCAAUAAGUGAUGAGAAAAUGGUAGAAGAUGAAGAAAAUAAGAUAAUUCCCCGAUGGAAAGCCACAAAAAUUGAACCGCUAAGUGAUGAGGCAAUAAAUUCUCUAUUCGAUAUUACAGAAACAGUUUCUGAAGAACAACAACCAACACGAAAAAAAUCGGAAGCGGAUGAAUUGAGGACAAAACGAAUAGAUGAUGGUGACGAUGAUGAAAACCGGGAUCAGACAGAGCCCAAAGGUGAUGAUGAUGAAAUUAAUCAGUCUGAACAUGAUGAAGUUGUUAGUCGACAAGAUACGCUUCCGAAAGACGAUUCCAAGGAUGAUGAUGACAUCAAUCAGUCUGAACAUGAUGAAGUUGUUAGCCAACAAGAUACGCUUCCGAAGGACGAUUUCAAAGAUGAUGAUGAUGAUGGUAAUGAAGCUGACAAUAAAUCAACUGUAAAUGAUGAAUUAUCAAGAACUCAAGGUACAGUGGAAGAAGAACAGGACGAAUUUAAUGCUGAUGAAGAUGAUGAAAAUGCCGAAGUCUAGUGAUAAUUACUGCUGUCUUUCGCCAUUACAAUAUACAUAUAUUUUUGAAUUUUGAUUUUGAAUAGAAGGCUUGCUGAACUCACUCUUGUUUGCUUUCAUUGAGUUCAAUUCAUAGACUGAUGAAAAUUGUUCAAUUGUAG
Messenger RNA from Schistosoma turkestanicum, 1332 nucleotides. The record is from the annotation of a GenBank genome assembly. NCBI's taxonomy places the organism in Eukaryota, Metazoa, Platyhelminthes, Trematoda, Strigeidida, Schistosomatidae.